CUAUUAAAACAAAUUCAAGGUUACACUACACAGCCAUUUCCACUCUCCCCUGUAGACUCUCCAUUGAUUAAGUACAGGAGGUAAGAUGACCUGUGUGUCUAAUUUUAAGAAAACCUGGAGACUGUACACUUCUAUUAAGAGAUCUUUCUCUUUUAGGUUAAAAUUGGGCAAGGAUCCAACACCUUUUGACAGGUGUUUGAGAGCACCACUAGUACACAGUUCUGACAGUGUUUCAUGACAAUGGAUGGCGACAGUUCCACAACCGACGCUUCUCAACUAGGGAUUUCCGCAGACUACAUUGGAGGAAGUCAUUAUGUUAUCCAGCCUCAUGAUGAUACUGAGGACAGCAUGAAUGAUCAUGAAGAUACAAAUGGUUCAAAAGAAAGUUUCAGAGAACAAGAUAUUUAUCUUCCCAUUGCAAAUGUGGCUAGGAUAAUGAAAAAUGCCAUACCUCAAACAGGAAAGAUUGCAAAAGAUGCCAAAGAAUGUGUUCAGGAGUGUGUGAGUGAGUUCAUAAGCUUCAUUACGUCUGAAGCAAGUGAACGGUGUCAUCAGGAGAAGCGGAAGACCAUCAACGGAGAGGACAUUCUCUUCGCCAUGUCCACUCUAGGCUUCGACAGCUACGUGGAGCCUCUGAAAUUGUACCUUCAGAAGUUCAGAGAGGCCAUGAAAGGAGAGAAGGGCAUUGGUGGAGCGGUCUCGGCUACAGAUGGGCUAAGCGAGGAGCUCACAGAAGAAGCAUUCACUAACCAGUUACCGGCUGGCUUAAUAACUGCAGAUGGUCAACAACAAAAUGUUAUGGUUUACACGACGUCCUAUCAACAGAUUUCUGGUGUCCAGCAAAUUCAGUUUUCGUGAUCUGAAGAAAUGAUGGAACCGGGCUCUGGAGAGAUUCCAACCAAGUCUGGAACAGGCAUUGGGAGGAAGUGAGGGCGAAGACUCCUCUGUGUAAAAUAAGUAGCUGUAAUGUAGCUUCCUGACGCUUGACUAAUUGAGGUGUUAAUUCUGACUUGAGAAUCUUUUUCAUGAAUGAUUUUAAAGAAAAAAUUGGAUUUUAAAGGUAUUAAAAUAUUUUUGUUUUGUACGAGAGUUUGUUGCUCUGUAUGACGCCUGUAUGCAUUGUAUAUUGCAAUUUAUUACUGUCAGAGAUUUGUAGACAGUUUCUUAUUUUCAUAUUGAAUCAUGUUAUUUUGUAAUUCAAGUAAGCAGCUGGGUUAAUUCAUGAUGUUUGCCCUUUUAAUAAAAUGUAAGGGUAGAGUUCAUUUUGAAUGAGAGUUGCCUUUAUUAUAAAUUUGUCUUGGCUAUAUUCUAUCUUGCAUGAUAAGCUAGCUAGAUUUUUAGCAUUUAUUCUAUUUAUUGAAAUUAAUUUUUUGGUAAAACAGUCAUAGCUUAGGCAGUGUCAUUUUUUUAAAUGUAAUUGAAUAAUUAAGUUGGAUGCAGAAGCAAGUAUUGUCUGGCCUAUAAACUUGGUGCCCGUCACUGUCCGUUCCUGUUCAGGUAGCUUUAGUUACUAUUAUGUGUGUUAGAAUUCAUUUCCCCCGGUGUAGUCCUAGCAUCCUUGAAGUGGUCCUAUUCUUAAAGUACUAUAGUAUCCUUGUCAAGGAGAGGGAUUGUGUAAUCCACUGAUAAUGUCAUACUACCUUUUUCACUGAGGGGUCAGAUUUUCUGUUAAGCUGUGGGAACUAAAACAGUGGGUGUAAUUCUGCAGACGUUUUAAAUCAACCAGUGAACAACCAGGGGAGCAGUGAGCGCUGGGAUGAUGGAUGAUGGGACACGGGAGCCUUUGGUUUGCUGUCAUGCUAUCUGCAAUAAACUAACAAUAGAUGUUGUAGCUUUGUACAGUAUAGUAGUGUGUGUUCGGGUUCCUUUUUUAAACUAAAGAUUUCUAUUUUUCUCAUCUAUUCUUUUUGGUAAUAAUUACUUUGAAUUUUUGUGUAUGUGGUGGUGGUAGUUUAGCUCUAUCCAAAAAUGGCUUAUUGUACAGUUUGUCCAGAAGGGAAUUUGUGGGGCUCCAAGGGACGAAGGGGAGCAGUUUCCUAAUUACAAGCUGAAUGGUAAUGGCCACUCUGCCAGGAGUCUUGGGGUAUGUUCUCUGGCUAUUCAGAGGUUAAGUAGCUCCCUCCUGUCCUACCCCUUUUCAAUAAUAAUCUUUAUGUAGAAAAUGCACACAGGAAAGAAAGGGAGAGGAUGGUUAAGCAAAAUCAACAGCCACCUACUGUGUUGAAAUAACCAAUGUUAAUAUUUUGAUAAAUUCAUUUGUCCUUUUACUUUGCUAAAUAUGUAUAUUUUUAUAAAAAUGGGCUCAUGUUGUGCACACGGUUUUGUAAGCGGCUUUUUCACUUAACAAUAUAUUGUGAACAUCUC
Cricetulus griseus (Chinese hamster) is the source of this 2364-nucleotide messenger RNA. Lineage: Eukaryota; Metazoa; Chordata; Mammalia; Rodentia; Cricetidae. The record is from RefSeq and is a predicted model, not a curated record.